AUGGGUGUUGGUGUCAGUUGCCUCGGUCUGGGUGCGGCCUCAUGGGCAACGUCGUGCCUUGCCUCUUGCUUUUCUGCAGCAGCAUGUUCUUUAGCGUUCAAAUCUUGUAAUUGCAAUAGUUCUAUUGCGACUAGAGUCGGUUAUGCGAUCGUUCUUCUUAUGAAUUCCAUGUUAGCAUGGAUAAUGUUAACAGAUUGGGCGAUCAAACAAUUAGAGAAGAUAACGUAUGAGUACCUGAAAUUAGAUUGCGAAGAGGGAACUUGUUACGGAGUAUUAGCCGUACGUUCAUUUCAUUUUGUUCAAAUAUCAGAUAUCUUGCUCGGCUACAUUUUUCUGUUUAUUGAAAUCUAUAAUUAG
Molecule: messenger RNA, 357 nt
Organism: Acaulospora morrowiae
Lineage: Eukaryota; Fungi; Glomeromycota; Glomeromycetes; Diversisporales; Acaulosporaceae
Source: the annotation of a GenBank genome assembly